UAGAAAGGUUUGAAAAUGCAGAGACCACCUCAAGAAGAUUUUUCAGUAAAGGAGACCAAACCCCACCUUGUUGGAGGGAAGGUUACAGGUGAUAAGCUUACUGGCACCUAUGAUUUGGUUGAGCAAAUGCAGUAUCUUUAUGUUCGGGUGGUUAAAGCAAAGGAUUUACCAGGGAAGGAUGUUACGGGUAGUCUUGAUCCUUAUGUUGAGGUUAGGCUGGGAGACUAUCGGGGUACAACUCGUCAUUUCAAGAAGAAAUCGAAUCCUGAAUGGAAUCAGGUGUUUGCUUUUUCCAAGGAGCGGAUUCAGGCUUCUGUACUUGAGGUGAAUGUGAAAGAUAAGGAUAUUAUUAAGGAUGAUUUUGUUGGUUGUGUUAUGUUUGAUUUGAACGAGAUCCCUAAAAGAGUUCCCCCGGAUAGUCCUCUUGCUCCGCAGUGGUAUAGGUUGGAGGAUAGAAGUGGUAACAAAGUGAAAGGAGAGUUGAUGUUGGCUGUUUGGAUGGGUACUCAAGCUGAUGAAGCAUUUCCUGAAUCUUGGCAUUCGGAUGCGGCUACUGUUAGUGGUGCUGAUGCUCUUGCAAAUAUAAGGUCUAAGGUGUACCUCUCACCAAAGCUGUGGUACCUUAGAGUUAAUGUGAUUGAGGCUCAGGACUUGAUUCCCAGUGACCGAAGUAGGUUUCCAGAGGUUUACGUGAAGGCCAUCCUGGGAAAUCAGGCGUUGAGAACCAGAGUUUCCAUGAGCAAGACUAUUAAUCCCAUAUGCUGCUGAGAUUUUUCGUGAAGAAUAUCAAGCACUAAGAAUGA
Solanum lycopersicum (tomato) is the source of this 803-nucleotide messenger RNA. RefSeq names its product FT-interacting protein 3-like. NCBI's taxonomy places the organism in Eukaryota, Viridiplantae, Streptophyta, Magnoliopsida, Solanales, Solanaceae. The record is from RefSeq and is a predicted model, not a curated record.